Verticillium alfalfae VaMs.102 is the source of this 726-nucleotide messenger RNA. RefSeq names its product DCS2. The record is from RefSeq and is a predicted model, not a curated record. The coding region runs from base 1 to 726 and encodes 241 amino acids. Gene Ontology annotation, molecular function: RNA 7-methylguanosine cap binding; hydrolase activity. Gene Ontology annotation, biological process: deadenylation-dependent decapping of nuclear-transcribed mRNA. The transcript is spliced from 2 exons. NCBI's taxonomy places the organism in Eukaryota, Fungi, Ascomycota, Sordariomycetes, Glomerellales, Plectosphaerellaceae. Gene Ontology annotation, cellular component: P-body; nucleus.
AUGACCGAAGCCAAGACCCACGCAGAGGCCCUGCUGCCCCGGUUCAAGCUAGAGCGCCUCCUCAACCAAGGUCACCGCGCUGCCGGCCGCAGAUCAAGUCUUCUUGGUAGCAUUGACGACAAACCGGCGCUCCUCAUACUCGAGCGUGCCCCCUUUCCCGUCUCGACGGCCUACCUCGGCGAGACACCCGCGGCGCUCUCGAGCCUCAAGAACCUGGGCGCCAACGACAUAUACUUUUGGUUCCUCGCCCGGAGCGGCAUCGUGCCGUCGACGCCGACGGACGACGCCGACGCCGACUUUUUCGCCGACCUCAAGAUCAACCUCAUCUACCCCUGCACGAGCACGCACGUGGCCAAGUACAGCAAGCAGCCCGUCCGGCUCGUCACGGAAACGGCCGAGAUCUACCGCGACCACGUGCGACCGUACAUGCAGCGCAAGCGCGACGAGGGCCGGCUGAACUGGGUCUACAACAUCAUCGAGGGCCGCAAGGAGGUCGAGGACGUCAUCUACAGGACGCCGCUGGGCGCCGCCGGCGACGAGGGGUUCCUGCUGCUGCCGGACCUCAACUGGGACCGCAAGACGCUCGACGCGCUGCACCUCCUGGGCGCUCGUCGAGCGGGCGCGACAUUUGGGUCGCUGCGCGAUCUGCGUCGCCGGCCACCCUCCCCCUGGGUUGCGGCAUAUGCGGGCGCGGCUUCGUCGAGGGCGACGGACGGGCGCAAGUAA